GCAGGCCGGUUUGGACGCUGCGGGUGCUGUUGGCAGAGUUUCCACCCCGGGGCGCCCCGUAUAUAUUGAGCUCGUGGUGCCAUCACAAACACACUGGCACACUCUGUCUCGACCUUGCCGAUCCGAUCACUAUGGCCACAGAACACCAGAAACCUGCGACCCAGCAGCAGCAGGCGGGCGUCAGUUCGUUCGCGCUGGUGAUCUACGAGCAGGAAAACUUCCAGGGCCGCUGCCACGAGCUGACCGGUCCCUCUAACAACCUCCAGGAAGCAGGCGUGGAGAAAGUGGGCUCGAUACUGGUGCUGUGUGGACCAUGGGUGGGAUACGAGCAGCUCAACUGUAAGGGGGAGCAGUUUGUGUUUGAGAAGGGGGAGUAUCCUCGCUGGGACUCCUGGACCAACAGCCGGCGCAGCGACUCCAUCGCCGCGUUCCGCCCGAUUAAAGUGGACAGCCAGGAGCACAAGAUCGUCCUCUACGAGAAGCCCGGCUUCGCGGGGAAGAAGAUAGAGAUCAUAGACGAUGACGUGCCCAGCUUCCACGCACACGGCUACCAGGAGAAGGUCUCGUCUGUGCGGGUUCAGAGCGGCACCUGGGUCGGCUAUCAGUAUCCGGGCUACAGAGGCUACCAGUACCUGUUUGAGAAGGGCGAGUACAAGGACAGCGCCGAGUUCGGAGCCCAGAUCCCUCAGAUCCAGUCGGUCCGGCGCAUCAGAGACAUGCAGUGGCACCAGAGAGGAGCUUUCCAACCCGCCAGCUAAACAUCAGGCACCAAGACUCAGCAGCGACGUUUAAAGAACACGAAUAAAUCCAAACUGCUGAAA
This is a messenger RNA of Larimichthys crocea (large yellow croaker), 821 nucleotides long. RefSeq names its product crystallin, beta B2 (gene crybb2). Gene Ontology annotation, biological process: lens development in camera-type eye; visual perception. The coding region runs from base 132 to 758 and encodes 208 amino acids. The record is from RefSeq and is a predicted model, not a curated record. Lineage: Eukaryota; Metazoa; Chordata; Actinopteri; Sciaenidae. The transcript has 6 exons. Gene Ontology annotation, molecular function: structural constituent of eye lens.